AUGGACACAAACCAGUCACGCAAGGUUAAUGCUAUGAAACAGUCCCUCUUUGAUAAGGGAUUUCUGAAUGAUCAGUUUAGCCAACUGGAACAACUACAGGAUGACGCUAAUCCUGAUUUUGUUGAGAAAAUAGUGACCCUUUACUUCCGCGAAUCACUUGGGAAUAUCUCGAACUUGGAGCAGAUACUGAAGGAGAAUCCACUUGAUUUCAACAAGAUGGAAAGAAUUAUGUACGGGCUUAAUGGAAGCAGCUCAAGCAUUGGAGCCAAAAAGGUGACAGCAGAAAUCGUUGUGUUUAGGGAAUAUUGCAGGGCAGGAAAUGCAAAAGGAUGCAAGAUGAGCUUCCAACAACUGAAGAAAGAACAUGAAACACUGAAAAAGAAACUUGAAGCUUAUUUUCAGUUGGCUAGACGACAAGCUGGGCCCCUUGAGACAUCAUCUCGACCCAAGUAA
This is a messenger RNA of Abrus precatorius (Indian licorice), 453 nucleotides long. Its product is annotated as histidine-containing phosphotransfer protein 4. Gene Ontology annotation, cellular component: cytoplasm; nucleus. The record is from RefSeq and is a predicted model, not a curated record. The transcript has 6 exons. Lineage: Eukaryota; Viridiplantae; Streptophyta; Magnoliopsida; Fabales; Fabaceae. Gene Ontology annotation, molecular function: histidine phosphotransfer kinase activity; protein histidine kinase binding. Gene Ontology annotation, biological process: phosphorelay signal transduction system; phosphorylation; cytokinin-activated signaling pathway. The coding region runs from base 1 to 453 and encodes 150 amino acids.